UCUCCGAGCUUUUUAAGAAAGAGAAAGAGGGAGAACCACUGGCCCGGCCUUCUCCUAUCAACGGCGAUGUCAUAGUCCUUUUCGCAGCCCUAUAGCUACCUCCGGUGAGGAGUAGUCUAGCCUGAAAGUCGUGGGGGUUAGACAUACCGACGACCAGACACUGUUCCUCAUUUUUUCUCGUUGUCCCCGAGGAAACUUAACCGGAAAAGUUUCUUCAGACGUCCUUUGACGAGUCCCUAUUGCUUCUUUCACCGAAAACUUAACCGCGACUUCUUUCUUCAAUUCCAGCUAAACGGUGAACGUUCACAUGCCUUAAGACCACAAUCAGAAGGCUCACCGGUGAAAGUACUUCUUUCUAUCCCGUCUUCAUCUACGGUGGCAGAAACUUGAAAAUAGCUUGUUUUUCUCCAGUAACUGAGAAACUGCAUCUCGGUAGGGAUUAACUUUUCAAUUGGGAAUUGACAGUGUCUUCCUAACCAGCCUGUGAGAUCUUUGGAAGAUACUUGAACCGAUUAUUGGAAAUCAUGGAUACUUUAUUGAAAACACAUAAUAAGCUUGAGUUCUUGCCUCAACUUCAUGUGUUCCCAGAGAAAGCGAGUCAUUUGGGCUCUAUAAAGCUUCAAAACCCAGAGCUUAGUUUUUGUCUGAAGAGGCCUUACAAUAAAAGGGUAAGGAAUGGUUGUGUUAAGGCUACCAGUGGUGCUCUUUUGGAGCUUGUACCAGAGACCAAGAAGGAAAAUCUUGAGUUUGACCUUCCCAUGUAUGACCCAUCAAAAGGCCUUGUGGUUGACCUUGCAGUUGUGGGUGGCGGCCCUGCAGGGCUUGCAGUUGCACAACAAGUCUCAAAGGCAGGGCUUUCUGUUUGUUUGAUUGAUCCAUCUCCUAAAUUGAUUUGGCCUAAUAAUUAUGGUGUUUGGGUGGAUGAAUUUGAGGCCAUGGAUUUGCUUGAUUGUCUUGAUACCACCUGGUCUGGUGCUGUUGUCUACAUUGAUGACAAAACGAAGAAAGAUCUUGGUAGACCAUAUGGGAGGGUUAAUAGGAAGCAGCUAAAGUCAAAAAUGCUACAAAAAUGCAUAUCCAAUGGUGUUAAGUUUCACCAAGCUAAAGUGGUCAAGGUUAUUCAUGAGGAAUCUAAAUCCUUAUUAAUUUGCAACGAUGGCAUAACAAUCCAAGCUGCUGUGGUGCUAGAUGCAACUGGCUUUUCUAGAUGCCUUGUUCAGUAUGAUAAGCCAUAUAAUCCAGGUUAUCAAGUGGCUUAUGGAAUUUUAGCAGAGGUAGAAGAGCACCCAUUUGAUAUAGAUAAGAUGGUUUUUAUGGAUUGGAGAGAUUCACAUUUGGAUAAUAAUUUGGAGGUAAAACAGAGAAAUAGUAAGAUCCCUACUUUUCUAUAUGCAAUGCCCUUUUCUUCAGAUAGAAUAUUUCUUGAAGAAACUUCUCUAGUUGCUCGGCCUGGAGUACCCAUGGAAGAUAUCCAGGAAAGGAUGGUGGCUAGAUUAAGGCACCUAGGCAUAAAAGUGAAAAGUAUUGAAGAAGACGAGCGUUGUGUCAUCCCAAUGGGUGGUCCCCUCCCCGUCCUGCCUCAGAGGGUUGUUGGAAUUGGUGGUACCGCAGGCAUGGUUCACCCUUCAACUGGGUACAUGGUAGCAAGAACUCUAGCUGCAGCUCCAAUAGUUGCCAAUUCCAUAGUCCAGUACCUUGGUUCUGGUAGAAGCCUUUCAGGAAAUGAACUGGCAGCAGAAGUUUGGAAAGAUUUAUGGCCUAUACAGAGAAGGAGACAAAGGGAGUUCUUCUGUUUCGGAAUGGAUAUUCUGUUGAAACUCGAUUUACAAGCCACAAGAAGGUUUUUUGAUGCAUUCUUUGACCUGGAACCUCACUAUUGGCAUGGUUUUUUGUCUUCUCGACUGUUUCUCCCUGAGCUUAUAUUUUUUGGUCUUUCAUUGUUUUCCCAUGCUUCUAAUACUUCCAGGAUAGAGAUUAUGACAAAGGGUACUCUUCCUUUGGUUAACAUGAUCAACAAUUUAGUACAGGAUAGAGAAUAGAUGGUUAGGUUUCUAUUUGUUGUAUUGUGAUUUUGUUGCUACUGCAUCAUGAAAAUUUUUAUGCUGUUGUUCCCUAUAAUUGUCAAUAGAAAUCAAAUUUACUUCUUGUAUUGGUAUC
Messenger RNA from Manihot esculenta (cassava), 2157 nucleotides. RefSeq names its product lycopene beta cyclase, chloroplastic/chromoplastic. The coding region runs from base 525 to 2039 and encodes 504 amino acids. Gene Ontology annotation, biological process: carotenoid biosynthetic process. Gene Ontology annotation, molecular function: oxidoreductase activity, acting on paired donors, with incorporation or reduction of molecular oxygen. NCBI's taxonomy places the organism in Eukaryota, Viridiplantae, Streptophyta, Magnoliopsida, Malpighiales, Euphorbiaceae. The transcript has 2 exons. The record is from RefSeq and is a predicted model, not a curated record.